UAAAAAAACAUAAAGUCAGACCACUUUGAAACGCUCGGCCCAAUAAAUUUGCAUCAUUCUGAUAGUUUAUUUUUAAAACUUUGAAAUCUCGUCCUCCCACGAAACAUCUUUUGCUAGUUUUGGAUAAGAAAUCCUUUUUGCUGAGCAGUUGUGAUUGAACGAUUGUAGUUUAGUGCUUGCGCGUACUCUGGUGUCCUUUGGAAAGGACACCAAUAGCGGAGACAGAACAAAAAAAUCGAUUCUCUGUUGCGUUUGUUGAAAGACGAAAAGAUGUAAAAAGAAAUAGUGUUGGUGGACAAAGCUCUGGAAAAAGGAAGAAAUAAUUUUAACUGUGCGUGGGUUUGCUUAUAAGCCUGCAGCCCAAGAAAUGGAUACUAAAAAUCCCAUCCUCCACAUUCUGGUGGUGGGUUUCCACCACAAGAAAGGGUGUCAGGUGGAGUUUUCCUACCCUCCUCUGAUAGCGGGGUCGGAAGGAAAACAAGAAUGCCCUUCUGGAUGGAAGUAUCUACCAACGUUGGCCCUCCCGGAUGGAUCUCAUAAUUUCAACAAGGACUUUGUGUGCUUUAACCUGCCCAGCUUGACCGAUCCCCACGAAUCCAUCUAUGGGAUCAGCUGCUAUCGGCAAAUUCCGGUUGAAAAACUGAAGAUUCGAACAAUCGACAUGACCCGUAGUACGGUGCAAAAGGCCGUUUGCGCGCUACUGUCCAUUCCGAUCUAUGGAUAUGUCGAAGUUAAGUUGUCGCUGAUAGCACAUGCAUUUUUCGAGCAAGGUGAUUUUUCGUGCACUGAUAUUUUGGUGAAAGCAUUUGAGCAGCAAAAUGCUUGUCUGUAUUCAAUGGAUCCACUAGAAUUAGCUCCCGCCAGGCUGCAUUUUGUUGGAUUGCCAUUAAGAGAGUUACUCUUGAAAUGGCGACAUAAAUUACUCAUAUUGUACAAGUUACUGAUGCUACAAAAGCGUGUUAUCUGCUUUGGAUCACCAGUUCAGCCGACGUGUGCAUUAAUUUUAGGAGUCGUCUCUCUGCAACCAGAGCUACUGUCCAACGGUUUCCAAGAAGUGGCGUGUGUCAAAACAUCACGACCCAUGUCACCGAUGCCAAACUUUGGAACACCUUUGGAAGAAUCGAAAAAAUUGCCCUCCGAACCGAGUUCUCCUGUAAAGGAGUGUCCAGCGGGCGAAACAGAUCCUCAGGGUGAAUCAUCCGGAUCGGCCUCGUCGACCGCUCAAGUGACCGCCGUACAACAAAAACAACAUCAUUCACAAGACACCGACUCCGGCAGCACAAGCACAACACGCGAGAUUACGCCCUGCUCGGAAGAAGGACAACUCGAUUCACUGGAUGACGUGGCUAUGGGCCGUAAUGGAUCCAGCACCACUCGUCCAGCAAUAGCCCGCGAAACCAGCGUCGAUACCAUUGCGUCAAAUUUCUCUAGCCUUUGUGCUACCAAACCGGAAGAGUGGAUGGCACCGUUGAAGAUAUUCCACGAGGGAAAUCUAUGCCUGCCGUACUUGUCGCUGCCAUAUAUGGAUCUUCUAACGGAUCCUGCGGUUAAGGGAUACAUCAUUGGUGCAUCGAAUGUACUUUUCCAACAGAAGCGACAACUGGCAGACGUAAUGAUUGAUGUGGAGAACGCUGUGAUUGAUGUGUACGAUCUGGAUCUCAAGCGGCAAACUCAACUAAGCACAGAGGAUCUUCGAUUUGCUGACUUCAUCAUCAGAAAUGUGCAGAACCCCAAAGAAGAUGCCGAGGGAAGCGAGGUAUGGAUCAGGGAGCAAUUUUAUGGUUAUCUGGUAGCGCUUCUGAAGUCAUCGCUGUGUCCAGAAGGCAGCAAAGAGCUGGAACAUUUUAAUGUGCAUUUCAUGAGCGCCCUCAAGACAACUCAAUGCUAUCAAGACUGGUUGGAACGCAGCGGCGGGGAAACAAAUCGUGCUUUGGAAGCUUUGGUAGUCGGACACCCUUUCGCGGGAACUCUCUCAGUUGCUGAUAUGAAGCUACGCAUCGCACAAACCAUGCAAAAUAGCGAAAGCGGUCGCAAACUAAACCAAGCGGUCAACACAACUAGUCGAGCAGUGGGUGGUGCUAUCACCACUGCUAAAGGAGCAUUCUCCACGUGGUGGACAUCCAUUACGGCGGCUGUCCCGGCGGCAUCUCCGGUUUCAGACCAGCUGCAGGCACACAGCGCACAAUCUGACAAUGCUCAAUCAACGCCCGCCAAUAACAACAACGAGGAUCAAUGCUCCGAAUCGAGCGAUUGCGAUGAAGAUCCGGAUCAGAAUAGUAGUUUCAGCGAUAGCGAUCAAAGUCAGAGCGAUGGUCCUCCAAUCCCGAGCCGGCCAAUAGCGACGGCCGAACUAACGGCAGAAAAAACUAACAAUAUUAUCGAAAUAGGAAAAGAGGCUGAACUGCUGGAUCGUAAGCAUAAAAUCUUCGAUAUUUAAAAAACAAAGUUACCCACCGCUUGGUUUGGAAAGAAUGCAUGCGAAACAGAUAUUUAAAAUCAUUCCAUAUGGGCGAAUUUAUCAAGACGGGCAAAUUGUUCAAAUGUCAUGUUGUAAGUUACAUUGUGUUUCCGUUCCUUUAUAAUGUACUUAGACCCUGAACAGAUUAAAUAACUGCUACGCUGACUCACUUACUACAAUCGAUAGUAAUAAAUAUUCAUCUCGCUUAAAUAGAACAAGCAAAACACUGAAAUAAUCGUGAAACAUUUAGCCAUCGUUGAGUAUAACCACGAUCUGUUUAGAGUCAUAUUCUAAGUUCUCAUAAAGUAUGAAAAUAGAGAAUGAUAUACAACUGUGUGAUAAAAAAUAAUAAUUAGAAAUUCACAGAAUAUCGCCACAAAAUAGCUGUCUAACAAUAAAACAUGCGUUACAAAUAAAACCAUAUAAACAUAACAAA
Messenger RNA from Armigeres subalbatus, 2894 nucleotides. Its product is annotated as late secretory pathway protein AVL9 homolog. The record is from RefSeq and is a predicted model, not a curated record. The coding region runs from base 368 to 2437 and encodes 689 amino acids. The transcript has 6 exons. NCBI's taxonomy places the organism in Eukaryota, Metazoa, Arthropoda, Insecta, Diptera, Culicidae. Gene Ontology annotation, cellular component: cytoplasm.